AUGAAAGGACACAAAAGAGAGCAGAACAAGCUCCUAACAGAAGGAGACUCACUCAUGGCCUAUGAGACAGAGGAUCAUGAGACUCAAUACUGCUUUCCUGCCAUCAACUCAUCGUGUAUCAAGGAAAAACGCUCCAGUCAUGAAUACCAUAUAAUGUAUGUGUUUUUUUCAUUGCUGUCGGCAUGGACUGUGUUUCUGAAUCUGCUGGUGAUCAUCUCCAUCUCUCACUUCAAGAAGCUUCACACUCCAACCAACCUGAUCAUUCUCUCUCUGGCUGUGGCCGACAUGCUUAUUGGACUUAUUGUUAUGCCUGUGGAUGCUAUUAAACUGAUUGAGACGUGUUGGUACUUUGGAGACACGUUGUGUGAAGUGUUUAUGAUAAUCAUGGGACUGCUUGGCUCAACGUCGCUUAGUAAUUUGGUUUUAAUUGCUGUUGAUCGUUACAUGGCUGUGUGUCACCCUUUACAGUAUCCACAGAAAAUAACCACAACAAAAGCUUUAAUAAGUGUCUGUGUCUGCUGGUUUUGCUCCUCAACCUACAAUUUAGGGUAUUUAAUUAGCAGAAGACAUUCGGACACUUUACAAACACCAGACAUGUGUUAUGGAAGGUGCUAUUUAAUAAUAAGUUUUUCAUGGAUGAUAACUAACCUGUUUUUUUCCUUCUUGCUUCCUUGUAGCCUGAUAAUAACUUUGUAUUUGAGGAUAUUUUAUGUUGCACAUCAGCAAGUGAAAGUUAUAAAUUCUCUGAUGAAGGGUGGUAAAUUUGUGAAAGAAGGUUCAGUGAAGAGGAAAUCUGAGAGAAAAGCUGCUCUGACAUUAGGAAUCAUUGUGGUAGUUUCUCUAACUGGUACUGCUGUAAUCUCUUCUGCCACAAUGACUUUUCUACUGUGGAUUUUGUAUAUUAGCUGUGGUCUGAAUCCUCUGAUCUAUGCUUUAUUUUACCGCUGGUUUAAACUAUCAGUUAAACACAUCCUAACUUUUAAAAUAUUUGAGUCCGCAUCCUCUCUCAUGGAUAUUUUUAGCGAUUAA
This is a messenger RNA of Labeo rohita (rohu), 1029 nucleotides long. Its product is annotated as trace amine-associated receptor 13c-like. Gene Ontology annotation, biological process: G protein-coupled receptor signaling pathway. Lineage: Eukaryota; Metazoa; Chordata; Actinopteri; Cypriniformes; Cyprinidae. The transcript has a single exon. Gene Ontology annotation, molecular function: trace-amine receptor activity. Bases 1 to 1029 code for a protein of 342 amino acids. Gene Ontology annotation, cellular component: membrane. The record is from RefSeq and is a predicted model, not a curated record.